AUUUCAAGCUCAUUGUUAUUGAUGAUUUAAUUUGUUUCACUGUUGAAAAUUCAUCUUCAAACUUUAAGAAAAAUCUAUCUUCAGACUUCUAAGGAAUGGAAUCAAUAUUGAUGUAUCAAAAUUCAACAUCAUUAAAAGUAAACUAUUGAAUUUAUUGUUGAAAACAUCUAGGGAUAGGCACUGUGUGUUCACAUUAAAAAUAAAACCAAGAUAAAAUCAGUAACGUCUUUUCUUAUUUUUACUGCUACAAUAUUAACUAAACAAUAAAACUGUUUCAGGGCUAACAUUGCCUCUCUAAAUCAAAGAAAGAAAGACAGUUUAGUAGUGGAAUGAUAGGGAGAGCAGCAAAGAAUUUUUAUGGAACAUUAUCUGCUCGUCAAAAUUUCCAUACCAUCGUUUCAAAGGAGGUUAAUAAAGCAUUGGUUAAUCAGCAGCCUGUUUUAGCUUUAGAGUCAACAAUAAUAACUCAUGGUUUGCCAAAUCCAGAAAACUUGCAUAUGGCACAAUCAGUUGAGGAUAUCUGCCGGAGCAAUGGAGUGACUCCUGCUACUAUAGCAGUCAUGAGAGGCUCUCCCUGUAUUGGAAUUUCCAGUGAGGAACUUUCAGAACUUUCAAAUGGUUCUAAAUCUUAUGUUAAGAUUUCAAGAAGAGACCUAGCUCCUACAAUUCAACAAAAGUUAACUGGGGGCACGACUGUGAGUGGGACUAUGGUCCUCGCUGAUCAACACAACAUUCCGGUAUUUGCAACUGGAGGAAUCGGGGGAGUACAUCGUGGUGGUGAGGAUACUCUGGACGUAAGUGCAGAUCUCACUGAACUUGGUAGAACACCUGUUGCUGUUGUGUGUGCUGGAGUUAAGUCAAUCUUGGAUAUUGCCAAGACCUUAGAAUAUUUGGAAACUCAAGGAGUAACUGUAGCGACUUUUGGAGAAACAAGAGAUUUUCCAGCUUUUUUUACUGCUAAAAGUGGUUUGCUUUCACACACCAAUGUUCGAACUGCUAAGGAAGCUGCUGAGAUGAUCUAUGUUAAUAAACAGCUUAAUUUAGGCUCUGGGAUAGUGAUAGCUGUACCCAUUCCUGAACAGUUUUCUGCAGAUGGUCUUGAAAUAGAGAAUGCCAUCCAAACCGCCCUCAAAGAAGCAAAUGAUGCUGAUGUUGCAGGUAAUUUGAUUACCCCUUUUAUAUUGCAAAGAGUCUCUGAACUUACCUAUGGUAGAUCACUCAAGACUAACUUGGCUCUAGUACGCAACAAUGUACAUGUAGGCAGUCAGAUAGCUUUAGAAUUGAGUCAUAUUCAACGCCUUGAUCAAUCCCGAAAAGUAGAGUUAAAAUCGAAAGGUGAAACAAAAGACAACAAAGUACUAGUUGUAGGAGCUGUUAAUGUUGAUAUUCUGUGUACCAAACAUGAAGAAACAACCGUUGGUAAAGACUUGGCGCAGGGAAAUAUCCAGCAUGUUAUGGGUGGAGUUGGGCGUAACGUAGCAGAGUGUCUAGCUAAACAGGACAUCAAAAGUACUUUGAUCAGCGUAGUGGGGGAUGACAAUUUAGGAAGACUAGCUCUGGAGUGUUGCAAGGAGAGUGGUAUGGACACCACUAGGAUUGUAGCUCAGCCUGGUGCUUCUACUCCUGUUGCUCAAUUAACUAUCAAGGACGGCGAUGUUUUGGAGGGUAUUUGCAACUUUUCUGCUCACUCACAUCUCGUCCCCAACUUGAUACCAGAAGCAGACAUUGCCAGUUCGAGAUUUGUUGUCCUGGACUGUGACACUCCUGUUCAGACAGGUAUUUAUGUUGCUGAGAGUUGUUCCAAACUUAGUGUCCCACUCAUCCUGGAACCGACUGCUCCAUUAAAAUUCAAGCAGUUUGUGGCUGCUGGAAUUCUGCAGUUUACUUCCAUAGUGACUCCCAAUGUAACAGAGCUAGCUGUAAUCACUGACGAUAAGAAUGAUUUUGCCAUUCCUAGUCUACUGAAACCGAUACCAAAAGAUAUCUCCCAAAUAUUGCCUCAAAUGUUGCAGUGUCUUAGCAAGAUGUCUCGGAAGACACAAUUCAGAUCUGUUCUUACCACUCUAGGAGAGAAAGGUGUCUUAUAUUGUCAGUUAUCUGAAGACAACAUUCUUCAAAUCGUUCAUCUUCCAAAAGCGCCAGAAAAGCCACACAUCAAAUCUUCCAGCGGAGCUGGAGACUCCUUUCUUGGUGGUUUUAUUGCAAAUAUUUGUAAAGGUAAUGGUAUUGAACAGUGUUUAAAGGGUGGAACGUUUUGUGCUUUUAAGAGUUUGAAAUCACACGAAACAAUCAGUGGAAUGAUUAGUGAUGAUGGAUUAGCUGCUAAAACGAUUAAAUCUUGGAAUGAACUGGGGUGGAAUCUUUAUGUUUUCUAUGAAGGUGAGUUUAAAUUUGAAAAAUGAAACAUUCUAAAGGUCUUUAUAAUACAUGAUAGAUAUUUAUUUGCAGAUUUUAUUACUGUUUUGUUUUAUGUUUUUAGAUACCUAUAAUAAUUGACGAUGCCAGAUGAAUUUAUAUUAGUUUUGUUUUUAUACAGCGACCUAAAUGUUUGGUUAAGUUUGUAUUGUGCUUAUAUGUAAAACUUGAAUACUAAUUAUUCCUUUACUUUCCUUUAGCUUAAGCGAUACUUUACUUAAGUGAUACUCCUUUACAAAAGAAUUUAUAGAUGAUUCAAGUACCUAUUAAUAGAUGAUUCAAGUACUUAACUUACAGAUAUUUAUUAAUAGUACAUUAUAUUAUAUAUUGAGAACUUCCGAAUGUUAGUUCAUUUUUUUUCA
Messenger RNA from Bolinopsis microptera, 2777 nucleotides. RefSeq lists its product as uncharacterized. Gene Ontology annotation, molecular function: kinase activity; pseudouridylate synthase activity. The record is from RefSeq and is a predicted model, not a curated record. NCBI's taxonomy places the organism in Eukaryota, Metazoa, Ctenophora, Tentaculata, Lobata, Bolinopsidae. The coding region runs from base 330 to 2402 and encodes 690 amino acids. The transcript has a single exon.